Thermochaetoides thermophila DSM 1495 is the source of this 1851-nucleotide messenger RNA. RefSeq lists its product as uncharacterized. NCBI's taxonomy places the organism in Eukaryota, Fungi, Ascomycota, Sordariomycetes, Sordariales, Chaetomiaceae. The coding region runs from base 1 to 1851 and encodes 616 amino acids. The record is from RefSeq and is a predicted model, not a curated record. The transcript is spliced from 6 exons.
AUGCGUGAAAAGCGUGCACCCUUCAUGCAAACCGGCACUGCACUGGUCCAAGCGGGGAGAUGGGAGUUUGAGCUGGUCGAAGCCCAGUUGAGUAGCUUGUACUCGCUGGCCCAAGCGGGGAAGUCGGGGUAUGAUCGUGGUCAAAGACCAGGAGUGGUUAACCUGAGCGUCCGUACCCUCAACACCUCGCCCUCUCUCUGUUCCCGCGCGAUAACCCUCCUCGAGUGCUGGCUUCUCGCCGCCCUCAGGAGGGCGCGCGAAGAGAAGGCCAAAGAGCUCAACGCGACGGUUUCCGUGAUCGAGAAGCUGCUAUCCGCAAUCAACAACGCUGAGAAAAACCUUAACGGCAACAUCGAGAAGAAGGUUGGGAAGCCCAUCCUCACUUUCGCUCCUUCCUCAUCCAGGCUUCUCCCCCAAGGAUCUGGGCCUUCCAACCAUUCCCUCUUUCCAUUCCCUCUUUUUCUUCCUCUGAUUCUCGGAUUCGAUCAAUCAGAGGAGGCGACCCUCCCCGAGAUGUCCUCCUCGAGCGCUGGCAUCCUGGCCGCCCUCAGAAAGGCCCAUGAGGAGAGGGUAAAAGAGCCCAACGCCGUCAUCACCGUCGCUGAGAAACUACUGCGCGCGAUCGAAGACGUUAAGAAUAGCCCCGAGAACAACCUGGAGAAGAAGAUUGCGAAGCCCAUCAUCACGAAGCUUCACUCCUUUUCUAUCCAGGCAACGCUGGCCAAAGAGGGCCCGGUCUCCCUCCCGGGACCCAAUCUUCCAGAUACAGCCAGUUGGAUCGUCACGCCGACGGAACUCAAAAAUGCUGUCUUGGCUGCUCUAAAGAGAGCCAGAGAUCAGGUCAAGGUGCUGAACACCACCAUCUCGAUCAUCGGAAAGCUCGUCGGCGCUAUCGCUAUGGUGGAAAACCAGCUCAAAAGCUCGCUGGAGAAGCAAGUCGGCAAACCAAUCAUCGACAAACUUCAUUCUUUCCUGAUCCAGGAAUCAAUGAAAACGACACGUGUCGUCACUCCUUCCCCCGCCGCCAUUCCGGUUCCCUUCGAAUCUACGAUACCCGCAGCUACGAAUAUUCCUGACAUUCCCACCAAUCGGGCUCAGGAUGAAGUUCCCCCCACCCCGGCCCCUCCAAAACAACCCCGUUGGGCUGAUGUGGCUGCUACUCCUUUGCAAUUCCAUCAACAAACAAGCCACACUCAGCCACCCUUCUCUGAGCGGCUCUCCUCGUCCGAUGGAUCGCGCUGCGAAUCGGGUACCUGGAUCGUGGUUCUCCGCCGGCAAUGCCCCAGCUUCCGACUGUUCGACUCGGACCCUACUAUUCCAUUGUCCCACAACCCCCAGAUCUACUCUUGCGAGCGCUGUUUCGGCUUCCACCACCGGGACAAGUACCGUUAUGCUGCCGUCUGCAGCAAGUGCGGCGGCCCUGCUCACAACCAUACAGGGUGCCGGCCAAUCCCUCAGUGCCCCAAUUGCCUUUCUCCAGCUGCCCCAGGACACCGCGAUUGCCCAGCCUUCCCGAAAGUAUCCCAAGGCCGAGUCCUGAAGCCUACGCGCGAGCAGAGAGCCGCCUUCCGCAAGGCUGGCCGUGCAGCGUAUAAAGCUAAGGUAGCUGAGCUUAGAAAGAACACAUCGACCCCUCCCGCGGCUCUCUCCCCUUCCUCCUCGAAGCCAACUUUGAAUGACAACAAUAGCUCAAGGCAAAACUCUCCAGACACGAUCGCAGAGUCAGCUCCUAGCAAGGCGCACACCGUUGGCCUUGGUGCAUCGCCGUCAUCUAACUGGGUGCUGGUUAGCCGCUCGCCCGGUACAAUUCGCUGCGUAGCGACUCCCGACAGCGCGCUCUGGGGAAGGUAG